Molecule: messenger RNA, 522 nt
Organism: Adineta steineri
Lineage: Eukaryota; Metazoa; Rotifera; Eurotatoria; Adinetida; Adinetidae
Source: the annotation of a GenBank genome assembly
AUGAGUGGAUCUUUGUUAAGUGAUCAAUCUUUAUUUUCAUCACCAAUGAAUACAUCUUGUCGUAGAGAAUCACACUAUAAAUAUGAUCGAUGGACUAUUAUUUUCUUUAUAAUUGGUUUAAUUAAUAUUCUUAGUGCUAUUUGGAUGUUAAUUGCACCUAAACAUUGGUAUUAUAAUCUACCAGCUUAUGUUCCUGAAUCUGGACCACUAAAUAUUCAUUUUAUUCGUGAUAUUGGUUGUAUUUUUUUAUUGCUUGGCUGUGGUUUAUGGAUUGGUGGUUUUUUUCUUAUUGAAUUUCGUUUGCCACUAUUUACAAUGAAUACUAGCUUUUAUAUCCUGCAUAUGUUUGUACAUAUUCAUGAAAUUGUUAGUGGUCGUCUUAGAUUGGGAAUAUUUUGGACUGAUUUACCUGGUGUCUAUUUUCCAGCUAUACUAACAUUUGCACUCAAUAUCAUUUUAAUAAGAAAAUAUAUGGUAUUAUCGAAAUCAAAAACACGACAACCAAUUAGAACAGAAAAUUAA